Molecule: messenger RNA, 1577 nt
Organism: Erythranthe guttata (spotted monkey flower)
Lineage: Eukaryota; Viridiplantae; Streptophyta; Magnoliopsida; Lamiales; Phrymaceae
Product: Leucine-rich repeat (LRR) family protein
Molecular function (GO): protein binding
Source: RefSeq, a predicted model, not a curated record
AUAAAAUAAUUAAUAGUUUAAUUUUAUUAUUACAAAAAUUUAAUAAGUGGUACAUUGCUGUGUCCAACUAAGGCAAAAAGCCCCACAGACUCGAAACACAAUAAAUAAAAACGAACCAAACACACCAUAAUAAUAAUUUCCCACUAAUUCUUUUUCCCCCAACUAAUUUUUUUCCACCAUGCCAAACCCCAAACCCACUUUCUCACUCUUCUUCCUUCUUUCUCUCUCAUCUAUUCUCACUGUCCGAUCAGCCACUUUUCCGGCGGACAUCGCCGCCCUCCGCGCCUUCAAAUCCGCCGUGAAACCCGCAUCAAUUCCCGCCACCUCCUGCCUCGCCACCUGGAACUUCUCCGCCGAUCCAUGCGCCGUCCCCAGGAUCACCCACUUCACCUGCGGCGUCACCUGCUCCGGCGACCGAGUCGUUCAACUCACCCUCGACUCACAAGGCUACGCCGGAAAACUCACCCCGCUCAUCUCCAAGCUCACCCAGCUCAUCAACCUCGACAUCGGCGACAACAGUUUCUACGGCGCAAUCCCUUCUUCCAUUUCAUCUCUCCCCAAUCUUAAGAACCUGAUCCUCCGAGUCAACUCGUUCUCCGGCGCUCUUCCGCCGUCCAUCGCAUCCCUCAAGUCCCUCCAAACCCUCGAUCUUUCCCGGAACUCGCUCUCCGGCUCGUUGCCGAACCUGAACUCACUCGCCGGACUAACGAGGCUCGACCUGAGCUACAACAAACUCACCGGAUCACUCCCGAAGCUCCCACCGAACAUGAACGAGUUAGCUCUGAAGGCUAACUCGCUCUCAGGGCCCCUCACUCAGUCCUCGUUCGACGGGUUAACUCGUCUGAUGGUGGUGGAACUCAGCGAAAACUCGUUCACCGGAACGGUGGAACCCUGGCUCUUCCUCCUCCCUUCCCUACAGCAAGUUGACCUAGCGAAGAACGCCUUCACCGGCGUCUCCGUCUCCAAGCCGGCGCCGUCGCCGGCGAACCCCAACACCGAGCUGGUGGCGGUGGAUUUGAGCUACAACAAAAUAGAAGGGCUGCUCCCCGUAAACUUCGCGGAAUAUUCGAUGCUACGCUCACUGGCGUUGAGUUACAACAAGUUCCGGGGACCAAUCCCAUGGCAGUACAUGAGCAAGAAAGGAUCGUCUCUUCAAAGACUAUACCUCGACGGGAACUACCUGAACGGGUCUCCGCCGUCGGGAUUUUUCUCCGGCGAGGGGCCGAUCUCCGGCAGCCUGGGGGACAACUGCUUGCAGAGUUGCCCGGUUUCGUCGGAGCUUUGCUUGAAAUCACAGAAACCAGUUUCGAUUUGCCAGCAAGCGUAUGGUGGGAAACCAAAGUCUUGAUUGUGUCAGUCAAUUUGUCUGCGCUUUUGUUUUCUUCUUUUACUUUAUUUUUUAAAUAUUUAAUUUUUUUUUUUGUUAGGUAUUGUAACUUGUAAGUACAAAUGUUUAUUUAUUUAUUUAUUACAAAUGUAGCUGUUAGGACUAAGAUUUUAUGUAGUUUAUAGAUAUUAUUAAUGUUGUAACAAUAACAUCGUCCAAUAAAUGUUACAUCAGUUGAUAUUUUGCCGUC